ACUUUCAAAAACAAGAGUGAAGAUAGAGAAGAAUUGAGCAUAUCAACAGUAGUGACAAACGAGCAAGCAAUUAACUCUGAUCAAAAUAGGAAGAUUGAAAUGCCUUACUCAGAGGAUUUGAAGUUAUCUUCUAUAUCAAGUGCCUGCCAGGUUCUAACUCGGGCGCCAUCCAUCGUUACAGCAACUUUAGGCCAUCUGUUACAUACUUCGGCAAAAGAUGAUUUCAGUUUAAAGGAACAUUGCCCAAAUGCAAAGCUCAAAUAUAUCAGGCAUCCAGAUUCGUUCCGUGCGUGCAUAGUUCAGAUUUCCAAUGACGUCUGCGAGGCGUUUGAAGCAGCACACAGGAGCAUGAAUCUUAUUUCCGUGAAAUCUGAACACAUUGUUACGGACGUGAAAAGAGCAUUGGAAUUUACAGAGAGUGGCACUCGUCAUGAAUGGAAACUCGCCCUGCAUUAUCUUCGCAAUGCUCAAACGAUUUGCCAGGAUUGUGUGAAGAUAGCCGCCCCCAUAACGGAAGAAUUUGAAAAAGUCGACAAAACGGUAAGGGAGCUUGACGAAAUCCUUGCUGGAUCGGAGGGGAAAAUCUACCAAGAAGUAGAGUCAACAAGAAAAGAAAUUGAUGAAACUAAUAAAAAGACAGAACAGAUGAUGGAGAGUGAAAAGGAACAAGUCGAAAUGUGUGAUGGAGCAAAAAAAGAAUACGAAGAUGCAGCCGCAGCUUGUCCAUCACCUUGGAUAGAUACUUUAGUUACAUUACUUGAUAGUUUCACACACCUCGCUAUCAAUACCACAUUAGAAUCAGUGAAGCAAACAACGAUGCUACCGCCCGAGGUUUUAACGUCCACUUUGGGAUUGGGAACUGGUGGAGGGCCUUUUACAAAAGCGUUUAAGGAUAAGCCUGAAGAAAAAGAGAAAAAAAAGAAAGAAGAGUAUGAAGAAUUAAAAAAAGCUAAACAAACGCUUCAAGAGUUAAAGGAAAUCGCCUCUAAAGACCUUGAGAAAUCUAAUCAAAAGAUCAGCAACUUGAAUAAAAAUAAAGACGCUCUGGAAACGAGUAUCACGGAGUUUUCUAAGGUUAAAGAAUUUUGGAGCCAAUUGAAGAUUAUGUUUCAAACGUUUCAUGACUUAAUUAACGUUCAUCUUGAACAAAAUAUGAGCAAGGUCAUACGCGACGGAGAAAAAGUUAAAGCAACGAACGAAGAGCUUAAUGAUUGCCAGAAAAUGUCAUAUAAUACGCGCAAGCCGAUCAUUGAAGAUUCCAAACAAGCCAUGAAAGUUGCUUGUGUGGUAAAAUGGAUCUCAGGAUUCUUCGUUGAGGUUUCAAAAAAGUAUUUACUGGUUGAAAUAUACGGUUUGCAGAGUAUCACUCGUUUGAAAUCAAGUAGCGACCAUGCAAGGAUGGAGGAGUUAGGGAGAAAAUUGAAGGAAGAUGCAAAGGAAGCCGAGAGGAGAAUUCCAAUAAUUGCUGAAGAAAGAGAAAAAGAAUUGAGAAAUGAGUUAUCUCAUCAUCGUUUGUAGCUAAGCAUAGUUCAGAUCACAUAUGUGACGAUUCAGUUUAAAAAGGUGAAUCAGUGCACAAAAAGUCAACCUAUUACUGCAACUAAAAUAUAUUAUACGUAUUUAAUAAUUACACGUAAUUAUAACACGUAUAUAUAAAACUCGAAUUAGGCACAAUGUCAUCGUAAUGUAGUUUAAUCAAAGAUUGUUUUGUAUUACUUUAUUCCAGCGACAUUUCCACAUUUGAAAUCAGCAAUCUUUACAUAAAUGCAUGGAAACGUUUGGUAUUUUUUCGCACCAUUAAGAACUUGUAUAUGUAGCCAUAUGUUGUGACGUUUUUCAUAAUAAUAAUUCAUAUACCAUUCUACUCUUGUCUAUACUUGAAUUUGUUAUCAAUGCACUGUGUUAGUUUUAAGACAGAGUCACAUUAACCUCUGCAUGAUAACAAAGGUAAUGGGAUUUUGCCGCCAGAUAAGACAGUUAGGAUUUACAUAUACAUUCACGUUUACAUACAUUUACGAAACAAAUUAGCUUAAGUAUCUAAAAGACCACUUCAUCAUAACAUUUCAGAUCGAAAAAUUUCCAAUUCCCAAUUCUUCUUCAAUUCCCAAUUUGUGCUGGACUUCAAGGGAUACAUUAUUCUUGCCUAAACUAUAUAUACAAAUCACAAGCAGGAACGCUUUUUAUUAUAACCUAAGAAAUAGAGUAUCGUUCCUCCUGUUUUCAGAAAUCUAAGUACUGUUAAGUUCAUUUACCACGCAAAAGGUUUUGAUGGCAAAUAUCCCGAACUGAACCUCAUAAUAGUCAUAAAAUAAAAUAUGUAGUUAAUCAAAUUCUGUAUAAUCAAACUUCACCUUGAAUAUUGUGUAGUGUUGUGGUAUAUGCAUAUAUUGCAAGAUAUUUUUUCCGUGGCAGCCAGGCCCGUGCAUAAAAGCUCAGCACAAUAAUUAUGGCGUCGCUCAAACUAAAUGAGAUCUUUAAUAUAUAAAAUACUGUCCAUUAUUAUAAUUCAUCUUAGGGCAGAUGAAUUCCGAAAUCAGAAUAUCUUACGAAAAGUAUUAGUUUCAAAGAACUUAAAAUAUAGGACUCAUUGUCACUAUAGAGAUAGUAA
Molecule: messenger RNA, 2608 nt
Organism: Dendronephthya gigantea
Lineage: Eukaryota; Metazoa; Cnidaria; Anthozoa; Malacalcyonacea; Nephtheidae
Exons: 4
Coding region: 100-1518 (472 amino acids)
Source: RefSeq, a predicted model, not a curated record